UUUAGUAGAUGUAAAAUUGGGUUUGAUUUCAAGUAAAAGAAUAUCAGUCCUAAACAUUGGUAGCAGAGCGUGGUUGCCUACUAAAAAUCCAAGUAGAAUCGAAGUUCGGGGUUAUAAUUACCACGUGCAAGCAUCGAAAACGGUUCCCGGCAGCCGUUGGCGUUCUAUAUUGUGUGAGCCAGUUGCCCAGUGGAAUAUUGGACAGUAGACGAAGAGAGAAAAGCGACCAGAAACAAAAACAUUCUAUCACAAUCGUAUGGAGAUAGUGGCAUGAGUAUAAAUAAGAUGUUGCAUUGUGUUGGAGCCAGUCUCUUCCACUGCCAGCAAGAGAAAAACCAGCUCUGAAGAACAAAUACUAGUAUCUGUUAAAAUUGUGCCUUAACAAAAAAUAGAGAAAACCAAUAACAAAAAUACAAGAUCUACCUUUGAAUACUCUGAGGGCUAUAAAGAAGGCAAAAAUAGUCAAUUCCAAAUUCGGAGAAUCAGUUUUAUUGGAUUUAGAUACAGAAGUAGUGUUUUUACCGCAAAGAGUCACAAGUGUCUACAAACCAGUCAUUGAAGAAUUUGAAAAGGAAAAAUACGGAAUUAUAUUCAAGGGAUUAGUGGAUGUUGGAAAAAAUCAACGGCUAGCGUCAUUUGAAAUUGAGGAACUAUAGACGUGCCUAAGACACACACACAGAGAGAGAGGUGAGUACCAUGAAUAUUGUAAAAAAAUCUGAAAAUUUACUGCAAGUCAUUAAAAAUGUCAGAAAAAUAUUGUUUAAUAAGAUAACGGAUAGAGAUGUGGAAAUUUGGUUGAAUCGAUUGAAAAAACAAAUUAAAGUAUGUAAUUUGACAAUUAAAAAAGGAGGACUGCAUCUAGGUACAAUUAGGAAAUUACAAACAUACAUAGGACAUUUCAAACAUUUUAAACAACUUAUUUCAAAUAGGAAUUUAGGUAUGGGGCUGAAUAAUAAACUGAAAAUUAGGGUUAAAUGGGAAAAUGUAGCUUCUGCAUUUACAAGAAGAAUUAAAACCGGACUUAUAGUAAAUUUAUAUCAUAAGGACUUAACGCAAUUUUUAAAUGAUUGUCAAAUAAUUUUUAAAAAUAAAAUAAGGGAAAUUUUUAGGAAAAAAUAUUCUGUUGUUAAAGUUUAUGUUUGUUUUUGUGGAGAGUUCAUUAAAAAAUCUGGUGAAAAUGAAAUUUCUAGUUUCUAUUAUUUUAUGACUAAAAAUUCUAUUAUCGAUGUAUCGACCGAUAUAGAGCGAUGGUUUUUCGAGAACGUCAAAGAUAAAAUUAAUUUUAAAUUAUCAGAAUUUCAAGAGAGGGACUCUGGUUUUGCAUUAAGUAAAAUUAUUUCUUUAGAAGUAAAUAUCAAUAAAUUUGAAAUUGGAAACGGCUCAUCUUAUAUUAAACUUCCAGAACCUAUUCAAAAAAAGCAAGGGUGCAUAAACAUUAAAAAUUCUGACCAAGCAUGUUUUUAUUGGUCAAUUGUUAGUGCUUUGUACCCAGCCAAAAAUCAUAAAGAACUCACUUUCUCAUAUCCAUAUUAUAGCACAGUCUUGAAUACACAAGACUUGGAAGCUCCGAUGCCCCUGCAUCAAAUUUCAAAGUUUGAAAAAUCUAAUAACAUUUCCGUCAAUGUCUAUGCCUUGGAUUUAAUUGAAAUAAAUAAUAAAAAACCAUUUUACAAAGUAUAUCCAGUAAGACUUGCUAAAUCAAUACACGAGAAACAUGUAAAUCUUUUAUUAAUUCAAAAUACAUAUUUUCCAAAGCUAAACGAUUAUGAAGCACCUCCUAUAGAUAAUGACAAUUCAGAAAUCACAUAUCACUACUGCUGGAUCAAAGAUUUGUCACGUUUAAUUAAUAGUCAGUUAAUUUAUGCCGACUUUGAGUGCAUGCUAGAACAAUUUACAGAUAAAACACAGCUUCAUAAUAAGACAAAUAAAUAUCAAAAACAUAUAGCAUAUAGUGCUGGUUACUAUGUAAAAUGUAGCUACAACGAAGACUUGAGUUUUUUCAAGAGCUACAGAGGUAGAGAUUGCAUGGAUUGGUUUGCAAAUGAAUUAUCGAAUUUAGCUGAAAGUAUUAAAUCAGAAAUUAAAACUAUUACACCUAUGGAAGAAAAACCAGAUUUACGUGUGGCAACAAUGUGUCACAUAUGUGAAAAGGGUUUUUCCUCUACAGAUAUCAUUGUUAGAGAUCACGAUCAUUUUACGGGGAAGUUUAGAAAUUUUGCACAUCAAGCAUGCAAUUUAAAUUUCAAAAAACUGUUUGUUGUACCUACAGUUUUCCAUAACUUAAGUAACUACGAUAGCCAUUUCAUCAUUUCGGAAUUAAGUAAAAGAGGAAACAUCAGUUUACUCCCCAUAAAUAAAGAAAAAUACAUUUCAUUUACACUUAACGAUUCAGAUACAAAUAUAAAAUUUCGAUUCAUAGAUUCACUGAGGUUUUUGGGUGCUUCCUUGGAAGAAUUGGCUGCUACAUUGAAUGAUAAUGAUUUAAAAAUUUCCAAAAGAGAAUUUAGUAAUUUAAGUGUCGAACAAUUUGAAUUAAUAGCCAAAAAAGGGGUUUUCUGUUACGAUUUUAUAGAUAGUUGGGAAAAAUUAAAUACUUGUGAACUACCACCAAUAGAGGCAUUUUAUAAUAAAUUGGAGGAUAAAAAUAUCAGUAUUGAGAAGUAUUCUCAUGCUCAUGCAGUGUGGAAAUCAUUUGAUAUUGAAAAUUUGGGUCAGUAUUCUGAUCUGUACUUAAAGACCGAUGUUUUACUUUUAUCAGAUGUUUUCGAACAAUUUCGAAGAAAAUGUUCAAUUACUUAUGGUUUAGACCCUGCAUGGUACUAUACAAUGCCUGGAUAUACUUGGGACUGUAUGUUGAAAUAUGUAGGAUGUAAAUUAGAGUUAUUGCAUGACGUAGACAUGAUCAUGUUUAUCGAGAAAGCAAUUCGAGGAGGAAUUUCGGUUUGUAACAGUAGAUUAUCGAAUGCUAACAAUAAGUACAUGCCUGAAUAUGAUUCUACAAAACCCUCAAAGUACUUACUCUACCUGGACGUCAAUAAUUUAUACGGGUGGGCUAUGUGUGAACCAUUACCAUACGGAGGAUUUGAAUGGUUUGAUAAUGAAAAUUUUGAUGUUAUGUCUGUGGCAGAUAAUUCUUCCGUAGGAUAUAUAUUACAAGUAGACUUGGAGUAUCCACAUGAAUUACAUGAUCUUCACAGAGAUUUUCCAUUUGCUCCCGAACACCGCAAGCCUGUAGGCUCAAAUUAUUCCAAAUUAAUGACAACGCUUUAUUGUAAAAAAGAAUACACAAUUCACUAUCGUAAUUUAAAACAAAUGUUAGCCAACGGUUUGAAAAUUAAAAAGAUACAUAAAAUUCUGAAAUUCAAUCAAUCUGCAUGGCUGCGGCCCUAUAUCGAACUAAAUACUCGUUUGAGGGCUGCAGCUACCAAUGACUUUGAGAAAAAUUUAUAUAAAGUGGCAAAUAAUGCUGUGUUUGGAAAGACGAUGGAAAAUAUACGGAAGCACCGAAUUGUAAAACUUGUUAAAACCUGGAAUGGUCGAUACGGCGCCAAAAAUUUGAUAUCUAGUGUUAGGUUUCAUAGUCGAACAGUUUUUAAUGAAAACCUAAUUGCAGUAGAACUCACUAAAUCAGAAUUGGUUUUCAAUUAG
Messenger RNA from Diorhabda carinulata, 3648 nucleotides. RefSeq lists its product as uncharacterized. Bases 697 to 3648 code for a protein of 983 amino acids. The transcript has 4 exons. Lineage: Eukaryota; Metazoa; Arthropoda; Insecta; Coleoptera; Chrysomelidae. The record is from RefSeq and is a predicted model, not a curated record.